GCCAGCCUGGGUUAAAGUAGGAAGUGAAGCUGUAAGAAAACAAAGCUAACAACGAAGCUAACUCUGAUAACUGCGCUCUUUUGCCGAUGUUUAAAGUUGUUAACCUGAGAUAACUAUCUUAUUGGUCCGUGGAUUGUAUUCUGUGCUGUUUAGAGCCUGUUUGCUGUCAUGUUUGGUGUGGUUGAAACAGGAGGCGGCUCUUCUCGGCAGACUGUCUCCUCUGGACAACAUUAUUUGGCCUGAGUCUUCGCAGCUGGUCUGUUCGUAAACUGGCUGGGGUUGCUCUCCCGGCUCGGGGAACAGUAAUGCACAGCUCAGGAGUGUCCCAGGACCCUUUGCAGGGUCCCACAGACCGAGGAGAACUGGUCCAUUCACUGUCUAAAGAAACAGCUGGCUCUCCUGACCCCUCUGAGCUAGGGAGUCCACGCUCUACCCCGAACUUUGACCUUUUGAACAUGGUGGUGUCCUAUAAGAGGAUAGUGUUGUUCCUGGAGCCUGUGGCAGAUGCUCUGGAGUUGACUCGCUUCCUGCUCGGAUGGAGGAUGCCGCUGUGUUCCCUGCUUGUCUGCAUAUUUCUCAAUAUUUUCUUCUGUACUGUAAAUGAAGUGGGCUGGUUCACAGUGGGAGUGGUGGCCGUGUCGUUGCCUGCUGCCUUUGGUUACCUGCAGGACAGGUGCAUGGGUAGAGCGUCAGAAGCAGAGCUCCAGAGGAGGCGCUACCAUGCUGUGCACCGCAGGGACCUGCACAAUGUGCACAUCACAAAACAAGAGGCCAUGAUGGAAGUCAAAGAUCUGUUAAAACACCUCGAUGACCUGCUGUCUUCAGCCUGUCUUUCUGCAGAGGCUGUUUACAAAGUCCUCUACUGGGACAACCAUACUACUUCAUCAAGAUUUUACGGAGGGUUUUUGAUCGUGGUUUAUUUGCUCUACAUUACUCCUCUGGGCUGGGUGUUGGCAUGUCUCAACAGUGCCAUUUUUCUCUGGAACAAUGACUUCUAUAGAGUUCUGAUAAACUUGAAAAGUAUCUUCCAAAUGGGGUCAUCAAAUCCCUGUGAGGGGGCAUGUGAGGAACAGGACCACAGUCACUUGAUAGAAAGGACGCCCACACCAACCAGUGUGGAGGACUUGUCUCCUGGAAGUGUUGAGGAAGCUGAGGAGGCGGAGCCUGAUGAUGACUUCAAAGAUGCUAUUGAGGAGGGUUCAGUUUCUCUGCAGGAAGAUGAUGACAGUGGUCUUGGUGCACAGGAGUUUGACACCAUUUCUGAAAAUGGUCUUCUGAGUCGUAAUGAGCCCAUUCGCAGUAAAGUGUCAAAGCUAACCGAAAGAUUGCGCAAGCGCUACCCUGCAACCAGCACAGGAAACUGUUCAAGCUGUAACGCUGUCUUCUCAGUUCUGAAGAAAAGGAGAAAUUGCAGUAACUGUGGCAACAGCUUCUGCUCACGAUGCUGUUCAUUUAAGGUGCUGAGAUCUUCUAUGGGGGCAACUGCUCCAGAGGCCCAAAGAGAGACUGUGUUUGUCUGUGCCACCUGUAAUUCUUUACUUGUCAAGUUACAAUGAGACUCAUCUUCUCACCCAGUGGUCAGUCAUUCACUGUGUAUACUGCGGUUUUACACAAGACUUUUCUGUUCCAAAUCACACCCCACUGGACAUCCCUUUUGCCUUUUUUAAUAUUUACGUUGCUUUUGGUAUGGUAUUGUGUGUGCAUUUUUAACUGGACCUACUACUGAACAAAAUGGUUUCCUGGUCAUUUCCUCCUUUGCUGUGCAGAGGUCUAUUGCAAGUCUGUAUAUCCAAUAUUUGGGGUUUUGCGUUUUAAUUUGUCAGUGAUUUUGCUUUUAAGUGCUUUCCGUAAUGUGGGGGCCUCUUAAUUUGUAUUUAUCAUAAUCGAUUGCCCAGUGCAGCAACAAAACAGUACCAACAAGUGUAAUUAUUUUAAUUAUUGCGGCUUUCAAUUCAGAAAAUGAUGGGUAAAUGGUUGAAAAAGCAUACAUACAUCUGCACUCAUAAUGCAGUGUAUAUUAACUUUUGUACAAGUUUUAAAACCUUUUUAAAAAAAAGCAACAGUUACCUUGUUUUGUCCACCAGCCUGGUCUGUGCAUUUGGACUUUCUGUUUCUGACUGUGGCUUCACCCGCCUGAGGGGAUUAAGAUGCACAAAUGGAGUGUGACAUAACUAUGAUUAUCUUCCGUGAGUUUAUCAUUCAUUACAGGCUUGGUAUUUUUGAAUGUGUUUAUGGGUGAUUUGUGGGUUUAAGGCAUCGUUAUAUUUUUAUUUAGGGGAGCCAUUUUUGUCUUUACCCAUCAUUUUAUAUGGAGCAUAAAAGCACAAGAGGAUGCUGUAUUUCCCACUGGUUAUUUACAUCCAUAAAUAGACAGGACAACCACUUAAAACAGGCGUCAUGUUCUUAAGCAGGACUUUAAGAAACGAUGCCAUUGCUGUAAUUUUACCCAUGAAUUUUGGAGGACAAUUUUACCCAUGAUUCAGAGACGGAUGAUUGUAAUUAUAUGCUCUGCUAUUAUUGUAAUCGUGUCUUUAAAUGUUCUAUUACAUAGCUAAUAUAUUUAAUUUAAAAUGCAGGCAAGUACAAGUCAUUUGACAAAGGCCUAAUUAUUAUUUUAUGUGUAUAUUGCCACUGGUUUAUGUUUUAACUGUCAUUAAUUAACAAUAAAUCAUUUUGAAUAACUA
Periophthalmus magnuspinnatus is the source of this 2684-nucleotide messenger RNA. It is a transcript of the gene zfyve27, whose product is annotated as zinc finger, FYVE domain containing 27. Gene Ontology annotation, biological process: protein localization to plasma membrane; vesicle-mediated transport; endoplasmic reticulum tubular network formation. Lineage: Eukaryota; Metazoa; Chordata; Actinopteri; Gobiiformes; Gobiidae. Bases 306 to 1556 code for a protein of 416 amino acids. The record is from RefSeq and is a predicted model, not a curated record. Gene Ontology annotation, molecular function: metal ion binding. Gene Ontology annotation, cellular component: endoplasmic reticulum tubular network; growth cone membrane. The transcript has 13 exons.